This is a messenger RNA of Lodderomyces oxycetoniae, 3387 nucleotides long. RefSeq names its product Trk1p (gene TRK1). Gene Ontology annotation, biological process: intracellular potassium ion homeostasis; potassium ion import across plasma membrane. Gene Ontology annotation, cellular component: plasma membrane. Lineage: Eukaryota; Fungi; Ascomycota; Pichiomycetes; Serinales; Debaryomycetaceae. The transcript has a single exon. Bases 1 to 3387 code for a protein of 1128 amino acids. The record is from RefSeq and is a predicted model, not a curated record. Gene Ontology annotation, molecular function: high-affinity potassium ion transmembrane transporter activity.
AUGAAUAGUAAUAUUAUCAAGAUAUACAAACGUCUAAAGCGAGGGAAUAUUCAUUUUGAGUUUGGUCUACAUAUACGCAACUUUAUUCAUCAUCUUGUCUCGGUGAUUUACCCUUGGGCCAAAAUAGUGUUGCCAAAUUUCCGGGCAGUACACUAUUUCUAUAUCAUAACAUGUGCUAUCAUUGGCUCUAUCUUGGUUUACCCUGUCAAGUCGGCAAAAUAUAUCGAUAUCCUAUUCCUCACAAGCGGCGCAUCAACUCAAGCAGGCCUAAACACCGUUGAUCUCAAUGAUAUUUCCCUCUACCAGCAAAUCAUCAUUUAUCUCCUUGCAUCCUUAACAACACCAAUAUUCAUACACGGAUCCUUGUUGUUUGUUAGAUUAUAUUACUUUGAACGUCACUUUGACAAUAUCAAGGAGAAAUCGCGUCAGGACUUUAAUAUGAGAAAGCACGCAACUUUGGCUAGACAACGAACUAAUAACUCCUCCAUGUUGAACUCUACCAAGGUCAACACAACAAACAAUAAGAAAUUGGGCAUUUAUGAGAAACAAGACGAGACAGAAUCUCCUCAAUCAUCAACACUGAAAAACCACCACCACCAUCAGCUGCACGCUAGCGCUGCCACUAAUGGCUACAACACUGUUACACACUACUCCGAGCCAUCAGAUGAUGAUGAUGAUGAUGAUGAUGCUGAUGCUGAUGACAAGGACAAUAAGAGCAAGGAAAAAUAUCACGAAAAGAACCUGGGUUUUGAAAAGAAUCAGGCUCAAGCCCACGGCAUUAAGUUUGGUGCUUUACCACAUCCACGGAGGCGAAAGUCAGUUGAUCCAGAAGAUAUGUUGAGAUCAAUAAACAUGCUAAAGGAGGAAGAAAAACAUAAAAAGAAUAAGAAUAGUAUACAAUUCUUAAAUAUAAGCUCACCAACAAGAAGUCGACGAUCCUUUGGUCAUAACAACGACAACAAUACUAAUAUAGAUCGCCAAACCGGUCCCCAUCACUAUAGAAACAGGCACCUUGAUAAUGACAAUAAUGACAAUAACAAUACUACUACUACUAAUAAUAAUAAUAAUAAUAAUAACAAUAAUAACAACAACAAUGAAGAUGAUGACGAUGAAGGAGAGGGAGAGGAAGAUGAUGAUAUACUUGUGAUCAAACCGCCGAAUGAGGUUGAAAAUUCCGACAGCCAUAAAGAGAUUUUUACCAAAAAACCAAGUCCUCAUCUGUUACAGUUUAGAGAACCUUUGAAAAAAAGAAAGUGGUUGCAAGGAGGCGCUAAUGCCACGAAACAUUAUAGUCCAUGGACUCACAAGUUGAAAAAGUCAUUUACCAUGAGAAGAUUUUCUGGUAUGUCUAGCGACUUUGACGAUGAAGAAGAAGAAGAUGAUGAUGAUGAUGACGAUGAUGACGAUGAUGACGAUGAGUCAAUUGAUUCAGAACAUAACGGGCCUUUUCAUUCUGAGGAUGAUGCUGAUGACGAAGGAGGAGGAUCCGAUUUUGAUUUUAAGAAUGAAAAUGAUCAUGAAAAUGCGGUGGUGACCGAUAAUGAGGACACUGAAAAUAAUGCAUAUUAUGAUGAAAAUGAUGAAGAAGAUGAGUCGCGACUUCCACAUGCACGCGCAAACGCAUCAGUAUUUACUUUGCCCGAGCCGCGGGGUUUUAAUUCUAAUAAAGAUCAAGAAGUAAAGAGAAAUAGCAAGAUUAUUUUUGACGAAAAUGAAGCAAUAAGACCAAGUGCUCAUAGGAGAACGAAGAAGAAGAAGAAGAAAAAUCACAACAACAACAACAACAACAAGAAACACUUUGACAUUCGAAGAAUCAUGACACCAAGUUUAUCCAUAUCUCAGUCACAUCAAGAAGGAUCGCUUAGCAAUGUUCACAGCAAUGAGUCGGAUGCAGUCACUACCUCGACAAAUGGGCUUUCCAGGACUAUGAGCGGGAAUUAUUUAUCCUGGACUCCAACAGUUGGAAGAAACUCCACUUUUAUCAAAAUGACUGAAGAGCAGAAGGAGGAACUAGGCGGAAUUGAGUACAGAGCCGUAAAGUUGUUAAUCAAGAUUAUUGUGACGUACUAUAUCGGGUUUCAUUUGGUAUCUGCAAUCAUGUUUUUGAUUUGGGUUUACUGUAUGCCCAAUUAUAGAAGCAUGUUAAAUAAUCAGGCUAUAGUACCUGGAUGGUGGGCUUUCUUUACCGCAAACUCUUCUUUCAAUGACUUGGGAUUUACACUAACAGCAAACUCGAUGAACUCAUUCAAUCAAAAUGCAUUUGUCCAGGUGAUAAGCUCGUUUUUGAUUGUUAUUGGUAACACUGGGUUUCCUGUCUUUCUUCGGUUCAUAAUAUGGGUAAUGUUCAAAGUUGCAAAACCCUUAUCUUUAUACAAGGAAUCUUUAGGGUUUCUAUUGGACCAUCCACGUCGUUGUUUCACAUUGUUGUUCCCGCUGGUUCCUACAUGGUGGUUGUUUUUCAUUUUGGUGGUACUCAACGGGUUUGAUUUAGUUAUUUUUUGCAUUUUGGAUUUGAAAAAUGCAAUGUUUGAUGGUAUUCCAAUGGGAUAUAGAGUCUUGAACGGAUUGUAUCAAGCCUUUUGCACUAGAACAGCGGGGUUUUCAAUCAUGGAUUUGUCGCAAUUGCACGGGGCUACACUUGUUAGUUACUUGAUCAUGAUGUAUAUCUCCGUUCUUCCAAUUGCCAUAUCAGUGAGAAGGACCAAUGUUUAUGAAGAGCAAAGUUUAGGUGUUUACGCACCAGAAGAGGGGAAAAAAGAAGCCGAUGAAGAAGCACCAUCAAAUUAUGUUGGUGCCCAUUUACGUAACCAGCUCUCAUACGAUUUGUGGUAUAUUUUCCUUGGUUUAUUUAUAAUUUGUAUCGCAGAGGGGAAGAAGUUACAAAAACAAGAUUUGCGUUUCCAAAUUUUCCCCAUACUUUUUGAAAUCAUUAGUGCUUAUGGUACUGUUGGGAUGUCACUUGGUUAUUCAGAUGUAAACACCUCGUUAAGUGGGAAGUUCAAUGUUAUUUCUAAGCUUGUGAUUAUAGCCAUGAUGAUUCGAGGAAGGCAUAGAGGCUUACCAUAUGCGAUAGAUCGAGCUAUAAUGUUACCUGAUGCCGAGAUGAAAAAAUAUGAUAAGUUGCAAGAAAAUCAUGCCAUCAAUAGACAUCACACUUUGGAAAGAACGGGGACUUUGGGCCGUGUGGCUACAUUGACCGCUGGCCCUCUCGAUGGAGGCCAGAACCUUUUGGGAAGAGUUUUAACUAAUGUUAACGAUUUUAUAGAUAAACGAAAGGGACCGAGACGUUCCACUAGUGAGAGUUUGAAUGAGUUGCGUGGGCAAAGUCAUUUGUUCGAUUCAAGUGACCCAAGAUAUCAUGUAACUGUUAUGGAUAAUAAUGUAUAG